UUGCAUUAUGUGUGUGAAACUGGAGAGAAGAUAAAAGAACACGCGGAAGCCUUUCGGUGCACACACUCCGCACUGAUCCGCACAAGUCACUGCAGCGCAGUGUGAAAACACCAGCCAAGAUGUGUUGCGCAGGCUUUCUCAAACUGAUGAUGUUCAUCUUCAAUGGCACCAUUUUUGUAGCAGGUGCUGCCGUGCUGGGAGUGGGCAUUUGGGUGAAGGUGGACAGCAAUUCCUUCAUGGGAAUACUUGACGGCGUGGAGGCCCUUCCGCCGGAGGUGUCCCAGGUGGCCAACGUGGGCUACCUGCUCAUCGGCGUGGGCGCCGUGCUGCUGGUCAUCGGCUUCCUGGGCUGCUGCGGCGCCGUCAAGGAGAGCAGGUGCAUGCUGCUGACGUUCUUCAGUAUCGUGCUGGUUAUAUUCCUCAUCGAGGUUGCCGGUGCCGUGGUGCUGCUCGUUUUCAAGGACGUGGCGGUGCACGUCUUUGACAGUCUCGAGGGUGAAGUCCAGAAAAACCUCGCCGGCGAGUACGGAAGAGACGAGAGCCUGACGUCGCUGUGGAACACCACGAUGGAAGGGUUCCAGUGCUGUGGCUUCAGGAACUACACCGAUUUCAAUGGCUCCCCCUUCCAAGUCCAAAGCGGAGGCUUCUUUUAUCCAUCCCAGUGUUGCAACGGGACGCUCAUCGGCAAAAUGUGCAGCCAAUCGGCGGCGGGCCUCGCCGCAGAACUGGAGUUGGUGGACGGCUGCUUCGGCAAGCUGCUGCUGCUCAUCGAGGAAAAUGCUGUGAUCAUUGCGGGCGUGGCUCUCGGAAUCGCCGCACUUGAGAUUGCUGCCAUGGUGGUUUCAAUGGUUCUCUACAAGCAGAUUGGCAGCAAAGCAUGAUAAUCACUGUUUUUUGUAUUUUGUUAUUUAAUAAAGACAGAUGAUAAAUUCGCUUGUCAGCUGUUCCCAAUAAGUAAAGGUGGUCUGGCCAAAACUGACAUGAAAGGCUUGUUUUGACAUGUUUACCGUACGUUCUCAAAAUCAGCAACAAAAUUGAGCUUGUGUGUCCUCUUGUCUCAGUGAUUGACAGUGAUUUAUUUAUGUUUCAAUGCCUGUCAGGAGCUGGCAUUGUACAAGCGGAAUCAUUCAGCAUGUAAUGUAAAAAGAAUCUUUAAAAAAAAAAAGCACACCCUUGCUAACGUGAUGAGUUUAUUUUUUAUAUAUUGAAUCCCUUGGAGAAAUAAAGGUGAACGUUCAUGUUCAGUUUACAAAUUGA
This is a messenger RNA of Phycodurus eques (leafy seadragon), 1257 nucleotides long. RefSeq names its product tetraspanin-1-like. NCBI's taxonomy places the organism in Eukaryota, Metazoa, Chordata, Actinopteri, Syngnathiformes, Syngnathidae. The coding region runs from base 120 to 881 and encodes 253 amino acids. The record is from RefSeq and is a predicted model, not a curated record. The transcript is spliced from 8 exons. Gene Ontology annotation, cellular component: membrane.